AUGUCAUUCGAAGGUCUCUACGAUUGCUGCUUCAAAAAUAUUGGAGUGGUCCAUUUUACUACUCCAUCUUCUAAAGAUGGCGAGGAGGAGCAGAAUGAGCUCACCACGUUAGAUGCUGUAUUUGCGAGCUCCCGCUACGUAGUAUUUUAUGUGCUGAGUUCGAGCAGUCCACGAUCGCUUGAGCUCGUUACGCCAUUGAAGCAUCUUAUUCAGCGUCGCAACGAAAGCAAUCCCGGUGAUUCGAAGGAGUAA
This is a messenger RNA of Gongylonema pulchrum, 252 nucleotides long. The record is from the annotation of a GenBank genome assembly. NCBI's taxonomy places the organism in Eukaryota, Metazoa, Nematoda, Chromadorea, Rhabditida, Gongylonematidae.